Messenger RNA from Cuscuta campestris, 1186 nucleotides. The record is from the annotation of a GenBank genome assembly. NCBI's taxonomy places the organism in Eukaryota, Viridiplantae, Streptophyta, Magnoliopsida, Solanales, Convolvulaceae.
CUGAGAUUCCUUUUCUACCCUUUUUCUUUUUUUAGUUCUCAUCAAUUAAAAACUACUACUAGCUAGACUAGGCAUAUUUACACCUUGGAGACAUUCCCAUGAGCUUCAUUAUAUUCCUUCAUCUCAACACUAUUAUUCUCUUGGCCAACACCCUUUUGUUCAUCAGCAUCAAAGCUUCCGGGCAGGAGUUCAUCUGGGCGAUAAGAACACCAGCAGGGGAGAAGGAGGAAUGGAUGCCGGAAGGAUUCGAGGAGAGGACGAGAGGGAAGGGGAUGAUCAUAAGAGGGUGGGCCCCGCAAGUGCUGAUUCUCGACCAUGGAUCGGUGGGCGCGUUCGUGACACAUUGCGGGUGGAACUCGAUGCUGGAAGGGGUGUGUGCGGGCGUGCCCAUGGUCACCUGGCCGGUCUUCGCAGAGCAGUUCAUCAACGAGAAGCUGGUGACGGACAUUCUUCGGACGGGUGUAGGGAUGGGGUCCAAGGAGGGGAAGAGAUCAGGAAGUGACGGGGUGAAGAGAGAAGCGGUUGCGGAGGCGAUCAAGAAGGUGAUGGUCGGGGAGGAGUCGGGGGAGAUGAGGAGCAGAGCCAAGGCGCUGAAAGAGAAGGCGAGAGUGGCGGUCGAGGAAGCUCCGGGAAAUGGCCGCCGGGAUCGAAGCUUCCAGGAGUUCAUCUGGGCAAUAAGAACACCAGCAUGGGAGAAGGAGGAAUGGAUGCCGGAAGGAUUCAAGGAGAGGACACGAGGGAAAGGGCUAAUCAUAAGAGAGGGGGGCCCCGCAAGUGCUGAUUCUCAACCACGAAUCAAUGGGUGCAUUCGUGACACACUGCGGGUGGAACUCCAUGCUGGAAGGGGUGUGUGCCGGGGUGCCCAUGGUCACCUGGACGGUCUUCGCGAAGCAAUUCAUCAACGAGAAGCUGGUGACAGACCAAACGGGUGUGGGGGUGGGGUCCAAGGAGUGGAAGAGAUCAGGAAGUGACGGGGUGAAGAGAGAAGUGGUUGCGGAGGAGAUCAAGAAGGUGAUGGUUGGGGAGGCGUCAGAGGAGAUGAGGAGCCGAGCCAAGGCGUUGAAAGAGAAGGCAUUGGAAGGUUGGUCUUCUCACUCGGGUUUGAGUGAUUUGCUUGAUGAAUUGAGGACCUACCAUAAUGUUAAACUCUUCUAUUCUAGAAGCAUAUUAAAUUAAAGGCAAAUUC